Messenger RNA from Nannizzia gypsea CBS 118893, 978 nucleotides. RefSeq lists its product as hypothetical. The record is from RefSeq and is a predicted model, not a curated record. NCBI's taxonomy places the organism in Eukaryota, Fungi, Ascomycota, Eurotiomycetes, Onygenales, Arthrodermataceae. The transcript has 3 exons. The coding region runs from base 1 to 978 and encodes 325 amino acids.
AUGGCAGGUGCAUUGGGCCAGGUUGUCAUCCCGCUGGUGGUAUGCCUGGUGGUGGUCCUGGUGCUCCUCGCCCCGAUCCUGAAGAGCCGGAUGGCUGCACGACCUAUACUUUCAGUGCCUGCAACACUCAUUGCACAUAUUCAUCAACAACAAGCUCAUGCACAUCUAAAUGUAGUGGCCUGUACCGUUCCCACUGACAAAUCUACGGCCACAACUGAAACUUUUACCUGUCCACCGCUGCCAAAAAACACCAAUGCUUGGGUACCUGACAACCCUAACGGUCCACCGCCUCGUCUAGGAGCUGGUGGCAUCCUGGGCACCCUGAUACUUAACCCCAGCAGCGGUCCCACCAUUACUAUUCCCCGGCCAACUUCCACUACCUCCUCUUCCACAAAAACCACUCCUAGCACAAAGGAUGAACCAAUCCCCCCAAAGACAUCAAAGAAGACUGACCUUCCACUGCCUACAAAUCCACCAGAUCUCACCCCUUAUUGCUUCCGUGAACACAACCAGAAUAGCCGAUGGUCUGCCUUCGCCGAAGCAGAAGCCACUGAUGUGCUUGACACGCUUUGCGGUAUCGCUGAGUCACUUCCACCCUCAAAUACUUUUGGACAUGCCAUUCGGAGUAGUGGGGGUCUCUUGGCCUCUGUUACCUGGGCGAAAGAUCAAGCAGGCUGUUCGCCAAAAGGAGAUGUGCCGCUGCAUGAUUACUGUGCCGGCGCCUUUAGGAUUAUAAUUGAAGAGUGCGAUAUGUCUGACCGCCAGGAGGCCUACGGCGGUGCCUUUGUCGAUAACUCGAUGCAAGGAUGUGUUAUAUGGUGGCUUGGUAAAGAACCUAGGGAUUUCCAGGCCCAAGCACAACCAGGGAGUGGAUUUGAUAUCCUCGCGGGGCUGGAGAAGGAGGAAUUCCAGACAAUGCUUGUUGCCCUUGAGCCCAAGUUACCGAAAUUAGGAUGGAAGGAAGAGAUGUUUCCUUGA